Molecule: messenger RNA, 3055 nt
Organism: Nematostella vectensis (starlet sea anemone)
Lineage: Eukaryota; Metazoa; Cnidaria; Anthozoa; Actiniaria; Edwardsiidae
Product: carboxypeptidase B
Exons: 10
Coding region: 1538-2824 (428 amino acids)
Biological process (GO): proteolysis
Molecular function (GO): zinc ion binding; metallocarboxypeptidase activity
Source: RefSeq, a predicted model, not a curated record
UCAUUUGAAACCCCCACCCCCAUGGUCCCGGGAAAGUGUGGGAUUAACGUGGGGUAUAGGGCACUUUUGAACAAGAAUCUGUCCCGAGGGGGGUGGGGGGAUUGAAUUUUAUCGACUCUAAGCAUUGUCCCCACCCUGGGGGUUUGGGGACAAGUGAAUAGCCUCACAAAUGUACUUUGCAAAAGUCAGUUACUGGUUUGAGACUCUUUCUUUUGUAGCAAGCAAUCCCAUGUAUUAGUAUGUGGCAAGCUGCAUGGCAAAAUAUGCGAAAACAAAUAUGAAAGAAAAAAUAUGAAUAUCAAAGAAGAUGAUUUAUUUUUUCAUUUAUCAAAAAAAAACCUGUCACCUUCAUAGUUAUUGACACAAAUGUACUCUGGUACUCGCUGAGGUGUACUGGCUUUGAAAUAUAAAGGCUUAUUUAUAAUAAAUUUAUAAUAAUAAAGGCCUAUAGUUUGCACCCCGAGGGGUAGGGGCAUUGGACUGCAGUUUUGUCCUGAGCGGGUGGGGGCUUCUCUCUGUUUUGUACAGGGUCAAAGUCUAAUCCCCCACCCUUCCCCGGGGUGGGGGUUUCAAUUGACUAGUGCAUAAUGUUUACAGGGGUCACAUAACUUUAACUUUUUGUUGCUGUUUUCAGGGGUGAAAUCACGGGCUAUAGGAUAAUCUGACUCCGAAAUGAAGACUUAUGUCUUGUUAGUGUUGAAUAAGCACGUAUUUCUACUUUGACUGGAUGUAUUUGCCUUGGUUUCGCUCCACCUUGGUGGCGGCGGCGAUUACACAGCGCGUCGGUUAAACGUAGGGACAGAGCUCCCUGUAGGAGAGAAACCAAGGCAAAUCCAGUCGAAGUAGGAAUAUGUGCUUUAUUCGACACUAACAAGACAUUAGACCUCAUUUCGGAGUCAAAUUAUCCUAUAGCCCGUGGUGAAAAAAUAUCCUGAGCUCUAAAAAUAGCUAUGCAGUUCAGUUUUCGUGGUACAUCGUGUGGAUUCCCUGUGUAUCACAAAUCCUCCAUUCAUCCAUCCGGCGGUACAGAUUGCACUAAGCAAUCUAAUUGCUACUCUCACAAAAUUGCUUUCUUCUUAUUUUAAGGACGUGCAUCAAAUAAGAAACUAGGCUAAUCAGAAACCAGCUAUUAAUCAGAAGAAUCAAGUUAUGAAAUGCGUAGUGUUUAAUAUGAUGCUAAGAAAAGUAGGGAAAUCUUGGUUGCUUAUAAUGUAUGUUUUCAGAACUCUGCUUUGUAAAUAAACGCUAUCAGAGCCAUCUCAGACGUCUUUUUGAAAAAGUGAAACCAUUCUGUAUAGGGAAAUAAAGAAGCUUAGCUCAAGGCAGAAUGAAGGUAAUUUGUUUGUUUUCGUCGGAUAGCAGGUUUCGUUUUGCUUGAUGGCGCCAAAAAGCCAAACAAUGGUGAACAAAAUCACAAUAAUAAUUUAAAAAAAAACAGGAAGGGACGAAAUUCAAAUCCUUCGUUGAAGUACUUAAACAUUUCUACCGUCCACCACGAGUUGCACGAAGAGGUUUACUGACUUGACUAGCCCUGCCGAUGUCGUUUGUCGUAGUGACAGCCCUCCUGCUAUCAGCCACAAUUACCGUGUCUAAUGGCGGACCUUUCUCAGGUGACAGGGUCGUGCGAGUGAGGCCCGCGAACGACAACCAUGUGACACUGCUAUCUGGACUGGAAGAAUCUCAGCCCUUUAAUGUGGAUUUCUGGACAUUCCCAAGCAAUCCCGGAAAAACUGUGGACAUACACGUGGGUGCACGUGAUUUUUAUACCCUGAAGGCGUGGUUACAUAGUCAAGGAAUGGAAUUUACGUCCCGUGAUUUGCAGGGGAUUGCAUCGCAAGCAGUAAAUGCCCAAAAACAGCAGACAUUUGCCGACAGGCCUGGUAACCUUGCCUGGUUUAAAAAAUACCACCAACACGACGAGAUAAUCGCAGAAUUAAAGAGAAUUGCAAAGGGUGCAAAAAACAGAACACAGUUGCUAUCAAUCGGUAAUUCUUACGAGAAGAGAGAGCAACUCGUGAUACGGAUCAAUGGUACUAAUGGAAAAUACAAGGCUGAUAAACCUGUGUUCUUUGUCAAUUGCGGAAUCCACGCGCGCGAAUGGGUAUCUCCCGCGACAUGCAUGUACAUUAUACAUGAGUUGGUGUCGAAGUACGAAAAAGAUGCCAAAGUGACUUCAGUGUUGGACAAAAUGGACUUCAUUAUCCACCCCAUGGUUAACCCGGAUGGAUAUGUCUUCACUCACAAAAAUGAGUCAAAUCGGCUAUGGAGAAAGAGUCGUAAGCCAACAUCAAAGGCGGGCUGCAUCGGUGCUGAUCUCAACAGAAACUUUGGAUACCAAUGGGGAAAGCCUGGGUCCAGUGACAAACCCUGUAGCUUUAUCUACCGGGGCGAGGCACCAUACUCAGAGGUCGAGGUGAAAAACAUGGCGGCGUUUCUAUGGAAACUCGCCCCGAACCUGAAGGGUUACCUGGACAUCCAUUCGUAUGGACAGCUGUGGAUGUACCCUUGGGGCUACACGAACCAGUCAACCCAGGUGGAGAAGGAGAUGAUGCGUGUAGCCAAUAAAUCAGCAAUUGCGAUGAUAGCAGCCACUCCAGAUCACGCGGAAUACAAGACCGGCCAAUCAUCAAAGCUGUUAUAUCCGACAUCGGGUUCAACAAAGGACUUUACUUUCGGUAUGCUCAACGUGACGUAUUCAUACGUGGUGGAGCUGCGCGAUAAGAGGCCCGGAUAUGGUUUUCUACUCCCUCCUGAACAGAUUCUACCCACUGCACGUGAAAUGUUGGCUGGACUUCUUACAUGUGUGACUGAAAUAAGACUUUGAGACUUGAAUGUGUAUAUGCGACUUCAGAUGAAUGCGAACUAGACCACUGUAUGUUUUGAUGCCGUGCAAACAGCCAACAGCAUUGCAGCCAAGACGCUGCGGACGUGGCAUUCAUUUCCAAACAGCUGAAUUGGCGUCUUUUGCUAGUAGUUGUAGUACUCCUCAUAUGAUGUGUAUUAAAGGUUAAAAGGUUUAUCCAUCAACAAAAAAAACGCACCCUGUCAUAUUUAU